AUGGCCUAUAUGGCUGAAAAAUGGUUUGCUAAACAAUUGAUUCAACUGCUUGUUCUUUUCGGUUGUACUAUUCUUGUUCUUGCUGACCGAGGAAAUUAUACAAUCUCAGGUCUAGGUAAAAGAAAACAAGAGAUCCUUGAUGCUGGUGAAACUAAUACUUUGACUGCCGACUAUACGUAUGGCGAUGGCAAAUCUUCUGAUUCUGCCAACUUUGGCAUUUUUAAGCAAAACUGGUUCAUGCUUCGUACUUCUACUUUGCUAUUUAAGAGGUACACUACUGCUCAAUACAAUGAUGGUGCUAUCUUGAACACGAAUUUGACCCAAGAUAUCAAGACUAGACAUGAAUCUGAAAGCUACUAUGGUACGGAUGUAUGGUUUGCUGGUCACCGUAAUGGUGAAUCUAGUGUGAAUGAUCCUGAUACGCAAGAUAUUGCAAACUAUAGAGCGGGCGUUGCUUGGAUCCAUGAUCAACUUGCGAAAGAUGAGAAAUACCUAACGGACAAUACUCGUUUUUGGUACAGUGUUGUACCCAUUUAA
Gilbertella persicaria is the source of this 537-nucleotide messenger RNA. RefSeq lists its product as uncharacterized. Lineage: Eukaryota; Fungi; Mucoromycota; Mucoromycetes; Mucorales; Choanephoraceae. The record is from RefSeq and is a predicted model, not a curated record. The coding region runs from base 1 to 537 and encodes 178 amino acids. The transcript is spliced from 3 exons.